This is a messenger RNA of Phragmites australis (common reed), 795 nucleotides long. Its product is annotated as early nodulin-like protein 17. The record is from RefSeq and is a predicted model, not a curated record. Bases 1 to 795 code for a protein of 264 amino acids. NCBI's taxonomy places the organism in Eukaryota, Viridiplantae, Streptophyta, Magnoliopsida, Poales, Poaceae. Gene Ontology annotation, molecular function: electron transfer activity. Gene Ontology annotation, cellular component: plasma membrane. The transcript has 3 exons.
AUGGCUGCAGCGACGGCGUCUCAUCUUCCCUUCUCUGCGCUCGCCGUCGUCCUCGUCCUCGUCGCCGGCCUCCCGGCGGCAUCGGCGACGCGGCUGGGCAAGCGGUACAGGGUCGGCGGCCCCGACGGGUGGUGCGUGCCGCCGCCGGAGGACAAGGAGAUGUACUACGUCAACUGGGCGUCGCCCAUCACCUUCUACGUCGAGGACUCCAUCGAGUUCGUGUACAAGAACGACUCGGUGAUCAAGGUGGACAAGGUGGGCUACUACCACUGCAACGAGACGGCAGGCCUCGUCGGCCCCGGAACCGGCGCCGCGGCCGCGCCGCGCGACGGCAGCACGCUCUUCCUCCUCGACGCGCCGGGGUACGCCUACUUCGCCAGCGCCGACCUCGACCACUGCAACAUGGGUGAGAGGCUCAUGAUCAACGUCCUCGCCUCUGCGAUGCCGCCCGCGCCGUCGUUCCAGUCGCCGCUGCAGACGCCCGGGCCAUGGUCGUGGCUGAUGUCUCCGUCCUCCCCGCCAGCGCCAGCCCCGUCCGUGGCGGAUGCGACCAACGCGGGUUACUCGCUCGCGGCGUCGCCCUCUCAUGCUAUCAUACUGGUGCCUGUCACGAGAUGGUCGGUUGUUGAGACUUGUAGCGAAUCUGGAGCAUUGCAGGAGAUGGAGGCGUACCCGACGCAGGCGUCGAGGCGGCGCACCAAGGAGGAGAGCGACCCGCAGGUCAGCAGCAUAGCAUCCGGUUCGCUCGCCGGCGAAGGCGGCGCCCCAUCAGCACGCACGAUCUCCCAAGCCUGA